This is a messenger RNA of Octodon degus (degu), 6453 nucleotides long. RefSeq names its product tudor domain containing 6 (gene Tdrd6). The coding region runs from base 1 to 6201 and encodes 2066 amino acids. The transcript is spliced from 5 exons. Lineage: Eukaryota; Metazoa; Chordata; Mammalia; Rodentia; Octodontidae. The record is from RefSeq and is a predicted model, not a curated record.
AUGAACUGGGCUCCAGCGCCUGGGUGCUGGCUGGUGCUGCGGGUGUGCUCGGUGGACUCGCGCCCCGAUGCAGUGCCGGCGGUACUGCGGGCGCUGCCUGGGUGCGCCAAGGCGGACAGCGAGGCGCUGACCUGUGUGCUGGCCAGCCUGGUGCCUGCGAGCCGCGGGGCGGGAGAGCCGCCACGCUGGGCCCCGGAAGCCGUGCGCUUCCUGAGCGCCCUACGAGGCUGCGAGCUGCGUGGGCGGGUGGUGGAGGUGCUGUCCUCGCCUCUGCCUCUAGUGCUGCUGGACCUGCCCGCCGUGGCGCAGCGCAUGCUGGAGCUGCGCCUGGCGCGCUUCCUGCCGGCCGGCCUCUUCCGCCCUCUGCUGGAGCGCCACCUGCUGCGCCGCGCGCCGGAGCCUCCGGGCCCCAACUACUACUACCCACAACUGCAGUGCGGAGUCACGGAGCCUGUGGUGGUUACGCACGUGUGUCACCCGCUGCGCGUGCACUGCCAGCUCCGCGGGCUGGUGCGGGAGAUCCGACAGCUGUCGGAGAGCAUGGCGCAGGCCUACGGUUGCGCCACGGGAAUGCCUGAGGCUGUCCGGUCGAGGGCCCCCAGCGACAGUGCGGAUGACAGCCCCGACGAGAGCCCAGAUAAGCCAGGUGCACCCUGCGCCGCCUGCGGGCCGGACGGUCGAUGGUAUCGUGCGCUGCUGUUGGCCACGCUGCGGGCGCGGCGCUGUGCACAGGUGCUGCUGGUGGACCUGGGGCGCCAGGAGCUCGCGAGCCGCGCCCGCCUGCGCCCCCUGCUGCCCGAGCAUUUCCGCAUGCCUGUGGUCACCUACCCGUGCGCCCUGCUUGGGCUCUGGGAUGGCGGGCGGGGCUGGUCUCGCGCGCAGGUCCGAGAACUGCGGGCUCUACUGCUGGGCCGUGCACUGAGUGCUAAGAUCGAGUUCUACUGCGUCUUUGAGCACGUGUACUAUGUCACCCUGUAUGGCGAUGACGGCGUCAACCUCAACCGCGUAUUCGGGGAGCAGACGUGCUCCUUAGCCGACCAGUUCUUGCAAAGCUCAGGAGAAGAAGAGGGGCAAGAGGAGGAGGAAGACGAUGAGGAGGAUGAGGAAGAGGAGCAGGACCCAGGAACGCAGGCGGCGGGCCCAGACUCUGCCCACCCGGGCCUAAGAUCCAUCAGGCUGAAGCCCAGCACUUUCUACGAUGCCCAAGUGGAGUUUGUCACCAGCCCCUCUGAGUUCUGGAUCCGCUUGAAGAAGCAUAGCGGUGCCUUCAGCAAGCUGCUGAGGAAGAUGUGCAGUUUCUACUCCUUGGCCAGCAAGCUGGAGGGCGGUGUCCUGAAACCCAAGCCCCAAGAACUCUGCUGCGUAAAAUGGAAAGACAAUGGCUAUUACCGGGCCAUUGUGACCAAACUGGGUGACAAGAGUGUGGAGGUCUUCCUGGCUGACAGGGGCAACACAGAGCAAGUGGACUGGGGGGACCUAAGGAUGCUGCUCACCCAGUUCAGGCGGCUGCCCGCGCUGGCCCUGAGGUGCACCCUUGCUGAUGUGUGGCCUUUGGGAACAGCCUGGAGCCAGGAGGCCAUCUCUUUCUUCAGAAAGACUGUGUUGCACAAAGAGUUGGUCAUCCACAUCCUUGCCAAGCGGGCACAGCAGUAUGUCAUAGAGAUUCUGGGUGAGUCAAGAGCAGGGGAGGAGAACAUUGGGAAGGUUAUGACUCAAGCCGGCUAUGCCAGAUAUCAGGAGUUUGAAACCGCAGAAGGCAUGGCAGCCUGUGGACACUCCCCAGGGCAAAAUCCAGACCAUUUCAUUGUUGAGAAUGAGAAAAUACCUUCUACCACAAAGGUAGAAGAACAGAUAGUGGAGACAGAUAAAACUCUAUCUGUUUCCCAAGCUUUGAUUGACACAACCAUGGUUAAAAAGAGUUCAACUGGAGGAGUUGCACAGGAAAAAGAGAAUGCAGCAUCUGUUCACUCUUCUCUUAUGCCAUUGGACUCCUUGACAAGGAAGCCCGGGUCUUCUCCAAUAGAACUAGAGGUUGGAAGUAUUGCAGAGGUCAAAGUGUCUCAUAUUGAAAAUCCUGGUGAUUUCUGGUGUCAGCUGGCCAGGAAUGUACACAAAAUUAGAGCCCUAAUGAGUGACAUAGAGGACCAUUGCAAAGCCUCAGCAGCCCCUUACCGGGGGGCCUCUCCUGCUUGUUUGGCAAAGCGGGCAGCAAGUGGCGAGUGGUCCAGAGCCCUGGUGAUGGCGGCACUGUCUGAGGAGCAUGUCAGAGUACACUUUAUAGAUUAUGGAGACACAGAUGUGAUCCCCAUGAAGAACAUUUAUUCAACUGACGACAGGUUUCUCAAGGUCACACCUUUGGCUUUCAGGUGCAGUCUUUAUAAUUUAAUUCAACCAACUGGUGAAAGUCCCUUUGUUUGGGAUGAAAAGGCAACCCAGGCCUUCAGUGAUUUUGUGCAUAAUGCGCAGCAGAACUGUCUAGAAUUCAAAUGCACGAUAUUUGCCGUGCUCUCGGUACAUAAGGAACAGUUUCGUGUUGUGGAUUUACUGACUCCUUUUCAGAGCGCAUGCCACACGUUGGUAGAAAAGAGACUGGCCAGACCAGUAAACCUUCAGAAGUCACUGGAGGCUUCUGUCCAGCUGCACUCCUACUACUAUUCUGCACAUGACAUGAAAAUAGGAAGUGAGGAAUCAGUGUGCGUAACGCACGUUGAUGACCCUCUGACAUUUUAUUGCCAGCUGGCAAAAAAUGGGGAUAUGUUAAAACAUUUGUCAUGUCACAUAACUGAAUUAAUUAAAGUUUUGCCCAAUGCACAAACAUCACCCUGGACCCCUGGAAGUUUGUGCCUUGCCAGGUAUACAGAUGGCAACUGGUACCGGGGACUAGUUAUUGAACAAGAGCCAACUAAAGUUUUCUUUGUUGACUUUGGGAAUGUUUAUGUGACCAGUAAUAAUCUGCUUCCAAUACCUCAUGAUGCGUAUGAGGUUUUGCUUUUGCCCAUGCAAGCUGUGAAGUGUUCAUUAUCUGAUAUUCCCAAUCAAAUACCAGAGGAAAUUACAACAUGGUUUCAGGAGACUAUUUUCGAUAAGUCAGUGAAGGCGUUGGUCGUAGCAAAAGAUCCAGGUGGAAAACUGAUUAUAGAGCUGUAUGAUGACUGUGUUCAAAUCAAUGCUAUUAUUAAUGAGAAGUGUGGGCUACUUGGUUACAAAACCACAACAAGGGACAAAGAGAAAGAAAGUGGAACCCUCAGCUCCACAAGUGAAACUCUCAAAGAAAAUAAUGAAAAUGUGAAGUUUUCACCCAUGGAGUAUUUAAGUAAAUCAGCAGAGAACCAGUUAUGCUCUUCAGAGACUUUGGGAGACUCAUUCAAGCCUCCAAUUAGCUCAUCAUGGGACAAACUCGGACACUUACAAAAUUCAACAAAGACCACCUGUGUCGCUCACCCUCAGUGUUCUGUGGGGAACACUAAUAAUCAAGGGUUGCUACUUACAGGAGAAAAGAAAGAGGACGUUUUUGAUGACCCACCUUUAAAAGCCACAAAACAGGAUGCCACCCUUCCAGAGAAGACAGUGGAGUCCCAUAACAAAGAUCUGCCUCGGAAAUUCCAUGAGUUCCCACAGAAGAUGAUAAUGCCGGGCUUUAAGACAAAUGUGUAUAUUUCACAUAUCAAUGACCUUUCUGACUUUUAUGUCCAGCUGAUAGAAGAUGAAGCAGAAAUCAAUCUGCUUUCAGAGAGAUUAAAUGAUGUGAAGACAGGACCCGAGCGUUACACAGGUCCUUUGCAAAAAGGAGAUGUAAUAUGCGCUGUCUUCUCAGAAGACAGUUUGUGGUAUCGAGCUGUGGUCAGGGAGCAACAGCCCGACCACCUUCUCUCUGUGCAGUUUAUUGAUUAUGGCAAUGUUUCUGUGGUCCACACGGACAACAUCGGUAGGCUCGAUCCUGUGAAUGUGCUACUACCAUGUCUAUGCAUUCAUUGUUCUCUAAGGGGACUUUGGAUUCCUGACAUUGCCAAGUGCAAGGAAGUGACGCAUUACUUCUCUCAAAGGACGGAUGAGGUGCAAAUAAGAUGUGAAUUUGUUAAAUUUCAAGAGAAAUGGGAAGUUAUCCUUGCCGACGAACGUGGGAUCAUAGCAGAAGAUAUGAUGAGCAGAUACACUUAUAGAAGAGAACCUCAAAUAUGUCUUCCUACCCAAACAAUGAAAGGUGACACUGCCAAGUCUGCUAAUAAAUCAGGUCUUGACACUACAGUGUUGCUUAACUGGCAUAAUCCUCAAAUGAAGACAGUGAAAGCUUAUGCUGUGGUGGUAGAUGGGCCUGAGUACUUCUGGUGUCAGUUUGCUGAUACUGAGAAACUUCGAUAUUUAGAAAUUGGAGUACAAGCUGCUGCAAAGCAGACAAGAGAUUGGAGGGACAGUGUCCGAAGUCCUCGCAUUGGAGAUCCUUGUAUGGUGAAAUAUAGAGAAGAUGGACAUUACUAUAGAGCACUCAUCAUUGAUAUUCGUAAAGAUCAUCUUUUGUCUGUCAGGCUUAUAGACUUUGGAAAUGUUGAAGACUGUAUGGACCCCAAAACAGUCUUGAAUAUUCCCCCUGAGUUCUUAUCCAUUCCCAUGCAGGCCUUUCCAUGCUGUCUUUCUGGAUUUAAUGUUUCAGAAGGUGUCUGUCCUCAACAGGGAAAUGAUUAUUUUUAUGAACUAGUAACAGAAGACGUGUUGGACAUAGCCAUAUUAGAAAUCAAGAGGGAUGUUUGUGAUGUCCCUUUAGCAAUUGUUGAAUUGAGAAGCAAAGGUGAAAGUAUUAAUGAGAAAAUGAAGAAAUAUUCUAAAGUUAACAUUGCCAAGAGCUUCCUGCCUCAUGAGAAAGAUGGGCCAGAGAUCAAGGGAGCCCUUAGGUGCUCCCAUCCUGAUGUUGGAUUUAAGAAACCAAUCAAUAUAGUAGGCCAAGAUAAAUCCUUGUCUGUGGAACCACAAGCGGAUGAGCUUUCUGAAAGGACUACAAAGGGUUUAAACACUGAAACCAAACCAAGUAGAUUCUGUGGAGCUGAGAAAGUUUUUAAGGCCUUUGAAAAACCUUGUGAAGGGGGAUCUGCUUCUAUCCUAGGGAUCCCAAAAGAGUGCUACUUGGGUAACCGGGCAGUAUUUGAUGAUGAAUUCCUAAUUACAGAAUUUAACACAUUAUUGCCACGUGCCAGUGAAACCAUGGAAAUCUUAGAACUGAAUUCCUUUGAGGUUCCACGUUCCCCUGAUGAAGACUUGAAAGAAUUCUUGGAACUAGAAUCCCUUCAGUUACAACCAUCUCCCAUCAGGGAUGAAGACAAAGAGGAUUUAAGCCUGGAGCCACUGAUCACACCACUCUUAGGAGGCUGUGGCCCCCAAGCUACCCCAGAGCCAUUUCCAGUCCAGCUUCUCCACGGCUGUGGGUCUGAGACACAGUCAGAAAUGGAACUUCCCAAAGCCUCACUGUCUCCUGAGGAUGUCGUGGGUUCCCCAUCUGCGCCAGUUGCUGAGAAAGCCCACGAGCCUGAGUAUCUAGAGGGUACAAGAGAGGCAGGUAGUGGGGAUCCUGUGGAUGAGCAGCUCAGGGUUCCAGUGCUUGUCCACAAGGAGAGCCAUGACCCCACGAUGCAUACAGAAAUGAGUCUUUUUGAAGUGCAACUUCCAGAAUAUAGAAACAUGGAUGCCAUUUCAUCCUUGGUACCUUCACUCCUGGAAGAAGAAUACAGAGAUGGAAAGAAACAAAGUCAUGCUUCACCAGAUAGUGGCUUAGCUCAACUUCAGAGCACUUACUCUCUGAAAGGAUUUACUGUUGGAUCCAAAUGCGUGGUGUGGUCGAGUCUAAGAAACACGUGGUCUAAAUGUGAGAUUUUGGAAAUAACUGAAGAAGGCACAAAGGUUCUGAACCUUUUGAAUGGCAUGGAGGAGUUGGUGAACCCGGAGGAUGUCUGGAAUGGCAUUCCUAAAUCAGAGAAGAAUCCAUCCAAGGCUUCCUUCCAAACACUGGGAAAAGAUCUUUACUUCCUGUCACUGGAUGACACUACAGCUAAAGAUGAAGGUAUUUCUCUUCUUGUCCCAGAAGAGGAGUCUGGAGCUGAUUUCAGUUUUGCUGAGGACCCAAGCAGAUGCAUAAGGGACAUCUCACCCAGACCAAAUGUACCGGAGAAGGCUGGCAGAGCUUCGCCACAGGAUAUUGUCACUUUUGCAAACUGAUGUGUGUUGAAAAUGACAUAGGCCUUUUGUGCUGGCUGUAGAGUGUAUUUAUAGUGUGACUGCUGUAUUUGCAGAUUUGGGAUCUUUCUUCUGCCUUUAAUUGUUUUUACAUUUCUAAUCAGCUGGGAGGAUUUAUGUUGUUAAACAAUUUUGUUAACAUAUCCCACUUCAAAAGAAGAGCUGUUGACAUUUUUUUUCUGUAUAAAUGUUUAUAUUCAAAUAGAAAAAUAUAGGCCUGUGACGAGUCUGUUA